Acaulospora colombiana is the source of this 931-nucleotide messenger RNA. Lineage: Eukaryota; Fungi; Glomeromycota; Glomeromycetes; Diversisporales; Acaulosporaceae. The record is from the annotation of a GenBank genome assembly.
UAAUUCAUCUUCCCAAAAUUUGAAUUCCAAAUCAUCGCAACAAAAUACUCAAAUUCUCCUCGGUGAUCAAAUCACCAGGGUUCGUCUUUCUCCAGAGUUUGGUAAAAAUCAGCAUCUGCCGAUUGGCAACGAGCUAAGGGAGAAAUUGAAAAAAGUACUACAUAGCUUCAAUGCACCAGUAAGAUAUGCGUUUGCCUAUGGAAGUGGAGUGUUUCCGCAGAAAGGUUAUGAGGGGAAGCCAAUGUUAGAUUUCAUAUUUGCCGUAAAUCAUCCACAACAUUGGCAUUCUUUAAACAUCAAACAAAAUAGAAAUCACUAUUCCUUUAUGGGAACACUUGGUAGUGGUGCAGUAUCGAUAUUGCAGGAAAAUGUUGGUGCUAGCGUUUAUUUCAACACACAUGUAAAGAUGGACGGCAUGUUAAUCAAAUAUGGAGUGGUAUCCAUUGACUCAUUGUGUAAGGAUUUAUUGAAUUGGGAGAAUCUUUAUGUGGCGGGGAGAAUGCAUAAGCCUAUCAUAAUAUUGAGAGAUGACGCACGGGUGCGUUUGGCUCAACAAGUGAAUUUGGCCAAUUCCUUGAGAGCAGCCUUACUCUUACUUCCAAAAGAUUUCACCAACGAGCAACUUUACAUCACUAUCGCAGCAAUGUCUUACAAAGGAGACUUUCGUAGAUACCUUGGAGAAAACCCAAACAAAAUAAAAAAUAUAGUUUCAAAGCAGAUGGACAGUUUCGAUUUAUUAUAUGCAGAUCUGAUCAAGGGAUUGCCGAACGUAUCAUUCGCGAGUGACUACAGGCUUCAGCAAGAUGAUAAUCCAAGAACCCAUGCCAAAAUGAUACAAGAUUUGCCACGUUUUCUAAGGCACAAAGUUCGGGAGGAGCAUAAGAUGCAAUUGAUCAGAAGCGGAAGGCCUUGGAUAUCUGGUGAGAAGUAA